Messenger RNA from Paracoccidioides brasiliensis Pb18, 342 nucleotides. RefSeq lists its product as uncharacterized. The record is from RefSeq and is a predicted model, not a curated record. The transcript has a single exon. Gene Ontology annotation, molecular function: zinc ion binding; nucleic acid binding. Bases 1 to 342 code for a protein of 113 amino acids.
AUGCUGAGAUGGAAGAAUGCUGAAAGGCCUAGUGAAUUAGUCAGUCGAAUAAGGUGGAAGAAGGAUGUGAAGUGCUUCAACUGCGGCAAGAAAGGUCAUUUUGCUAAGGAAUGCAAGGAAGCUGGUGAAGAUGGAGAAUCUAGCGAAGAUUCAGCUAAGAAGCCAGCUAAGAGGGCAUUCAAUAGACCACGGAAGGCCCCUAGUAAGGGGAAGGCCAAAGCAAAGGCCAAGGCUAGGCGAAUUGCAGAUACAAGCAGUGAAACUGAUGAAGCUGCUGAAUUCAGCGAAUCUACCGAAUCCUUCAAACGAAUCUCCUUUGUCAAGAGAUCAGUCCAUGAUUGA